Eruca vesicaria subsp. sativa (arugula) is the source of this 1655-nucleotide messenger RNA. The record is from the annotation of a GenBank genome assembly. NCBI's taxonomy places the organism in Eukaryota, Viridiplantae, Streptophyta, Magnoliopsida, Brassicales, Brassicaceae.
UCUUAACACCACCAAUUAACACACUUAAACUUUCACCCACACUUUGAUCUUUCUCAAAUCUCAGUAAAGCGAGGGAAUAGCGUUGAAAGAUUCUGAUUCAUUUUGAAGAUGAUGGCUUGUGGUUUAAGCAAGAGCCUUGGCUUCUCUUCCUCUUUGAAGAAGCAGCAAGGCAUAGUGACCAUCCUUGGUGGCAGCAACAACAUUUCAUCCGCACCUUCACUUAGGCGAACUUUCUCCGCUGACUUGUCGUCCAAGAAAUGGCUCUCGCAGAACGAGGUUUCUCCUAUGAAGAGGAUCUCUUCCUCGGAGAAGCUCCAUAACCUUGGUGCUGAUUCAUUCAGCUCCAAAGAAGAAGAAGAAGGAUCAAGAUCUGGGGUUGAUAUAUGGGCUCAGAUUCAAGAAGACAAGAACAAGAAGAAGGGUGAGACCGAACCGGACCAAACCGAUGUCUGGAGUUCAAUUUUAUCAGACAAGAAGAAGAACACAGACACUGUUCCUCCACCGUAUGUUCAUCCUCUGAUGAAACGCGCCAGCUCCUUGAGCGAGAAAAGCCUCGAGAUUUGCACUGAGAGCCUCGGAUCCGAGACGGGUUGCGAAGUUUUCUCCACGUACGAAUCUUCGGAGACUGAGGAGAAUCUUGUUCUUGAAGUUACAGUGACCAAAGAGGAGGAAGAAACAGAGUUUGGUGUUGAGGUUGAACACGAACAAAUCACGGUUCCAAAUCAGAAAACCUGCAUGGAGCUGCCUCGAGGCUCGUUUCCUCCACCGAUUCGUUCUCUCUCGAGCCAGACAGGUUCUGCUCUGCACAUGAAAACUCGCCGUGACAAUGGGCGUUUGGUUCUUGAGGCUGUCUCUAUGCCGUCUCACAACAACUUCUCCGCUAAGCGACAAGACGGACGUCUCCUCCUCACUUUUGCAGAAGUUAAUGACAAAGAAGACGAAACUGAUGAGGUUCAGUGGUUCGAAGAAGAAGAGGAAGAGGAGGUACAAGACGAGUUUGCCUACAAGCCCAAUGGGCUUUUAUAUAAGUUGGCACAAAAGUCUAUUGGGCCUGUGACUGUUCAUAGGUUGGCAUGUAAGCCUAUUGGAGUACCGAAGAUAAACUCGAGAUGGCCCGUUACAGAUGAGUCCGAAACCAAAUCCGAUCUGUCCAUGCCUGUAGUCCACUCUCUUCCACCGAGGCCAAGGGUUGCUCAGCUAGCUCGGUCAAUGAAACCACCGUCCACGGUGGACGACACCGUUGGAGCUGCUUGCUUCAACACAUGUGACUACUCUUGGAAGCCUACUAACAAUGAAAGUUUGGGCCAAAACACAAAAACCAAAUUUCAAGCCCAAAACUAUGUUACACAUGAUUGGAUAAAUGGUUGCAAGGAACCAAGGAAGUCUCUUUUGUCUGUUGAGCGUUUCUGCAUUGCCACUUCAUAAGUUUAAGAGCCUACCAAGAAGGAGAAAUUUACAAGACGCAUAAGCAUAUGAUAUAUCUGUCUAUGUGUAUUUAUAUUCGAGUAUGUAUACUCGAAAUAUAUAUCCAUGUCAACCAAAUAACUGUUGUUGCUGAUGGUGUUCUACUUAUUUUUUUUUUGCAUAUUAUAUGUUUUAUCACUUGCCUUAUUGGUUUGUGGAUUAAAAAAUAAACAAUAAAUUUUAAAAUUAGC